Molecule: messenger RNA, 664 nt
Organism: Paramecium sonneborni
Lineage: Eukaryota; Ciliophora; Oligohymenophorea; Peniculida; Parameciidae
Source: the annotation of a GenBank genome assembly
AUGUUAUAUUAAACUAAUAAGAUUAAGGUACUUGUUAUUGGAGAUAAACCUUAAGAAAAAACUCGUUUAUUAUACAGUUACGUUAAUGGCAGACCUCCAUAAGAAUAUUGUCAUAUUGUUUUUGACAAUCAUAUCAUUAAGUUCUAAAUUAAUGGAGAAGAAUAUAUGGUGCAUUUAUGGUAGAAUUUAAUAAAUAAUUUUAUUUAAGGGAUUCAGCUGGACAAGAACGUUAUGAAAGGUUAAGAGAACUAUCUUAUAAAGAUAAAGAUAUUUUUUUAAUUUGUUUUUCUAUGGCUUGUAAAUUUAGUUUCUAAAAUGCUAUUUUAAAGGUAUAAAAAGUAUAUAAAUUUAGUGGUAAAACGAAGUUUCUCAAUAUGAAAAUAAAAAUGGAGUAACUAUGAUGUUAGGGUUAAAAAGUGAAGAAAGAGAUUUAUUCUAUUAGUCACUUGAAAAUGAUCAUGUAAAUGAGACAAUUAGAUCAAUGGGAUUAUAAUAUAGAGAGGUUAAUUUAAAUACUUUGGAAGGAUUAACAGAAGCCUUUAAUGAGUGCAUAAAAAUAGUAAUUGAUAAAAGAUAGGAGCAUGUAUAGUUAUAGUUAUAAAAAUAAAAUUUGAUUUAAGUAAGAUAAUAAAAAAAGCAAUCAUCAGAAUGUUAAUUACAAUGA